Endocarpon pusillum Z07020 is the source of this 1845-nucleotide messenger RNA. RefSeq lists its product as uncharacterized. The record is from RefSeq and is a predicted model, not a curated record. Bases 1 to 1845 code for a protein of 614 amino acids. The transcript has 2 exons. NCBI's taxonomy places the organism in Eukaryota, Fungi, Ascomycota, Eurotiomycetes, Verrucariales, Verrucariaceae.
AUGCUUCUGCAUGGCCAGACCACUCCGGAAACCUAUGGCAAAUUGCUUUCCUGGGAUGAGCACGAGCUUGCCUUCGAAUGGAUGAUGUCGGGCUUACAAUUCCAUCCCGGUAUGGGUCUCCUCGUACUGCAAAUUCAGCAAGGAGUUCUCGAGUUUCUCGUUCUGUGCUGUCGUAAGAUACUGCAAGAUCUGUCGUUCGACUCCCUUGCCGACAGCAGCAUCCCAGUGCAGCCCGAGCCUGCUACUCUGUUACCGAACGAAACUGCCUACACCUCUUUGGCUGCGCUGGCGGCGGAUGCGCCCUACCGUGUUCCGGCUCAUUUAGAUUUUCGACAUAUUCGUUCCUUGGCGGCUGCCCGCGCUUCAGCUGCCAAUGACCACAUCUACGCAUUGCGAGAAGAUCCCGGCUACUUCAGCAGUGUUAUUGGGGAUUACAGCGAACACCGACAAGAAACUCUGCUUGACACUAAUAGAAGGCGUCAUGAUGUUCUCAAAGAAUACCUUUUCUGGGAUCGCGUAGUAGGAAAUGCGAUUGGCGAUGCCUAUACGGCUCACUUUAUCUUCGACACUAUCCACAAGAAGGUUGUCGAGCUUGAGAAUUUGGAGCAGAGGUAUUCAGAGAGUAUUUCUCCACAAAGGAGGUUGCCCAAACAAUAUCAGCAAGCUCUGCUGAACUUCAACCACUUUCUGGACGAGACGCCCAAGGGACUAAUCUACUGCCUCAAAGUGGGAGUCCCACCCUCGCCACCGCUCCGAUCUCUCUUCGUCCGGGAGCCACAAGAACCUAAUACAACCAAAAUUGUGGUCCGAAGUCGGCAGAUUGCGUCUCGCAAAGAUGAGCUACUUCGACUGUUUCAAAUCCUGUGGGAUGAUCAGCAAUUAUUCCUUUACGCAUUACCAAACCUGAUGGACGAGCUGGAGCGCCUAGUGGAGAGUGAUCGUCAGCAGAAGCAAAGGCUUUCUGGUUGGGUGAAAAGUAUUGUAUCAGAUCUGGCACUUCUCGCACAGAUGAAGAAUCAGCUUAACCUCUACCAGCCGUGGGCAUCAACCUUUGAAAAUGAUGCAGUGGAGCAUGGAGAGGCCAUCAAAGCUGACUACACCAAGUCCAUGUCUCCAGUGACCGAAUAUGUCAAAGCAUCUAGGAGCUUGCCGUCUGUCGGUAGACUUGUCACGCCGCUUCGCGACAAGUUCAACUAUCCGAUCGAUAAGCCAAGAACGAGGCAGAGUUCUGAUACCAUGCGGGCUGCAGAAAAGAAUCUGGACCUAUUCUGGAAAGUCAUUGAUCAGCACUUCAAUGCAAACUGUCGUAGCGACGUGGUCGAGCCUGUAAACAGCGAGAAGCCUACCAAGGAGGAAGCUGAGGAGGACUUAUCCGACCACUUCUCUCGCUUAUCGUCAGGUCAAGGACAGUCAAGUUUUGAAACACCAUUGCCCAAAAACAAGGUCAAGACUCACGGCCCGGUACAAAAAGGAGGCUCUCAUGGUGCUGAACCGCCCGAACACGUUCCGCGAACGCUGAUUCCAGACCAGCAGCAGCAGGUUGUCGUUGGCCGACGUGCGUUCAAAGUCUUCUCAACUCUCUUCCAUGUUCCGAAUCUGACAGACACCCCCGGAGACGUAGCUUGGCCCGAUUUCUUGCAUGCAAUGGCAUCGACCGGCUUUCAAGUCGUGAAGCUGUAUGGUUCUGUCUGGCAAUUUACGCCUACGAAACUAGAUGUGGAGAACAGCAUUCACUUUCAUGAGCCCCAUCCAAUUGGCAAAACACCUUUUCGAAUGGCGAGACGUCAUGGACGCCGGCUUCAUCGAACGUACGGUUGGACAGCGAAUACAUUCUCAUUAGCGUGA